AUGCAAGAGAUCAAGAGAGAUCAACAACAGUUGCACAUGCUAUCCAGACGUGCUGCCUGUUGGUCAUAUAUAAAUGACAAGAUGAAACAGAUCAGCAUGAGUCUGAUGUUUGCCCGUAAACUGUUGACAGCCACAAGAUGUUCAAGUUUCUCAGGCAAGUCAGCCUCAGGUAACAGCUUCAGUGGAAGAAACAUAAAGACACCAAUUACAGUUUCCUUUGGCAGCAUUGUUAAUACAUCCAGAAAUGACAAGAUGACCAAAAUAUGGCCAUGCCUGACUGUUUAUGUCAGGCAUUUACAUGGAUGCCAAAGAGUGGGAUUUCAUUAUUCAGCAUCUUCCAGCCACAAGACAAUGAAAAGUUGCAUUGCAGCUGGGAAUCUCACAAGCCGUGGCAUGAUGCCCCAACUAUCAAACACAUCAGAUUAUUCAACUACAGUUUCACAAAGUUCAGCACUACCAGAUGUAUCCAAAAGUAUUUCAGCUUUGCAAGUAAAGAGACCAGCACGAAAGAAAACUCCCCCAGUGUCAGAGGAGGGCAGGGCACUGCAGAUGGACAAUGUGGUGGCAUAUGCUGUAGCAGAGGAAAUUAACCUAUCCGGUCUGGAGGCACAUAUUGCUAAACAAGGACUCUAUAGUGUGGGCAGGCUACCAGCAGAUGUAACAACGGCGCUACAUGUGAGGGGCAAGUACAACGUGGAACAGAGACCCAAGGAAAUAUUUGUCUUUGAAGAUGGAUCGGUUAUAUUUUGGUGUGUUCCUGAAAUUGAGAGAGGCACCUUCUUGAAGAUGUUAGGUAAAUUCUCCCAAGGAUCUUAUACACCAUCUUUGGUGCUCUAUGAAAGAGAGGAGAUGGACUUCACCUAUGCCAGGGGAAACACAAGCCUGUCUGGUGACUUAAUUCAGCUCAAGGAUGGUGCUGGGGACAGUCAGCACACCUUGUUGGAGAUGUAUGCUUUCUCUAAUGCUCUGGCACAGUCAGUCAAACUGGCAAUGUGGGAGGCUUCAUUCAACAAGUUUGUUGAAUCUAUUGAGAAUGUCACAGAGGACUUGCGUCUUGGUAGAAAAAUUAGCAUGUCAAGAGAACAGGUGCUGAAGAAAACAGGAGAAUUAUUCUCUCUAAGGAAUCGAAUCAACUUGAGCUCCGAUCUGUUGGACACCCCAGACUUCUACUGGGACAGAGAGGCUCUGGAGCCUUUAUAUGUCUCCCUGUGUAACUACUUGAGUAUUCCCAGGAGAACCAAGGUCAUGAACCAAAAAUUGAACCAUUGUUGUGAUCUGACGGAGUUACUGAUUACACAGCUGAACAACACACAUCAUGUGAGGCUGGAGGUCAUGAUUAUAAUCUUAAUUCUGGUUGAGGUGAUGUUUGAGAUCAUUCAUGUCAUGGAGAGGUACUGGACUCAGCCCGCAGCAGAGCCUGCCGUCAGCGCUGACACCAGCAAAGAGACCAGGGAGAUUCUGGUUCAUUAA
Candidula unifasciata is the source of this 1470-nucleotide messenger RNA. NCBI's taxonomy places the organism in Eukaryota, Metazoa, Mollusca, Gastropoda, Stylommatophora, Geomitridae. The record is from the annotation of a GenBank genome assembly.